AUGACGAUCACACUUGAAGAUGUCUCAGCAUUACUCCACUUGCCUGUAGAGGGUGAGUUCUUCUCCUUUGGUAACCCGACUAGGGAAGAGGCGGCUCCUGCGGUUGCUCAGUUACUUGAUGUGGACAUUGAGCUUGUGAUGGAGGAGUUUGAUGCUUGUAGGGGUCCAUCUCUUCGCUUUAGCUUUCUCCAAGCUAUUGUGGAGAAACACGUAGCGGCCAACAAUGAAGUUCCUGCAUGCCGAGCUUACAUGUUGCGGUUGAUUGGCAUGACCCUUUUCUGUGACAAGAGCAACACAUAUAUUGGUGCUGUGUAUUUGUCUCUGUUUGAAGAUGUUGAGAAUGCAUCAAGGUGGAACUGGGGAGCUACCACUUUGGCUUACUUUUAUGGUCAGCUCGGGGAGGCCAGCAGGAACGGUACUAAGUCUGUUGCUGGUUAUUUAUCUCUUCUGCAGUCAUGGGUGUUUGCCCACUUCCCCGGAUCCUUGUUUAAGCGCAGGGACAACCCUGCCUACACGCCAGACAGGCCCGUUGCACUAACUUGGGAGGCGCUUCGAGGGACUACUGAGGUUGCCUUGUAUAGGGGAUUUAUCAGGCAUGCCGGGAUGAUAUUCCCAUACCUCCCAGAUCGAGUCAUCAGGCAGUUUGGCCGGAUCCAGUAUGUGCCAGAUCCCCCACCAUCGUCAGUUACGUGCCGGGAGUGUGAUCGUCGAUUUGCGCACUGGAAUGAUCACAUUUGCCAUCUGUCAGAAGAAGCUGCUUUCCCUUUUCAGACCACUGGCGAAUACACUCCUUGGUAUAUCAAGGUCUCACACCCUUACAUGGUCCCAGAUGAGUACAAAGGCGACCGCUUCGCAUUUCUAGAGAGCCAGUUUGCGGAGCUUGCGUUGUACUCUGGCAUUGCGGUUGAUCCGACGACAGAUGGAUCGCCCCCGCCGGGUUCACUGAUGUGGGAUGCGAUGCACAAUAUGCAUACCAUCAUCGAGGGAGCAGUGCACGGGAGGGGAAGAAAGAUUAGGGGACGGGACUCGGGAGCUGGGCCUUCAAAUUUUGGGCGUUAG
Lotus japonicus is the source of this 1059-nucleotide messenger RNA. RefSeq names its product protein MAIN-LIKE 1-like. Lineage: Eukaryota; Viridiplantae; Streptophyta; Magnoliopsida; Fabales; Fabaceae. Bases 1 to 1059 code for a protein of 352 amino acids. The record is from RefSeq and is a predicted model, not a curated record. Gene Ontology annotation, biological process: meristem maintenance; meristem development. The transcript is spliced from 4 exons.